GUUUUCGACAGUGAGACUCGCGUAUAGCAACUGCUGUGAAUAAGCCUUUUUUCUUUCCCGUUUUAAGUUUAAAAUACUGCUACUUUUAUCAUUUAAAACGAAAUAUUGAUAUAGAUACUUAUAUCCAAAAAAGUUUGAUAAUAAUUAUCAACCGAAGUACUUUUCCUUCGUGCUUUAAUUCUGUUUAGAAGUUGCAACUUGAGGCCCAGCGUUGUGCGCUCGAGUGGUCUUGAAAAGUUUGUUGUUGUCACGUGACGUGAUACAUAUGAGGCGAUAAAGUUUUCGUUUCGAUAUUAAAACUAGCUAGUUUAACAAUUAUACAAACAUUAAUCCAAGUUUUUUCUUACCACAAUGCCUCAACCAAAAUACAGGAAGAUCGCUGUGAUAGGGUACAGGUCUGUAGGGAAAUCUUCGCUUACAAUUCAAUUUGUGGAAGGACAGUUCGUAGAUUCCUAUGAUCCCACCAUCGAAAACACGUUCAACAAAAUGGUGUCUGUGAAUGGUCAAGACUUCAACCUUCAACUGGUGGAUACAGCUGGACAGGAUGAGUACUCAAUUUUUCCUCAGUCCCAUUCAAUGGAUAUUCAUGGUUAUGUCCUGGUCUAUUCUGUAACCUCCAUGAAAAGUUUUGAAGUUGUUCAGGUUCUUCAUGACAAGCUGCUAGAUAUGGUUGGAAAAAUACAAGUGCCAACUGUACUGGUUGGAAACAAAAAAGAUCUUCAUAUGGAAAGAAUGAUAAAGCCAGAGGAAGGUAAAAAGCUGGCUGACUCUUGGGGAGCUGCAUUCAUGGAGUCAUCUGCCAAGGAGAAUGAGACUGCUGUAGAGGUGUUCAAGAGGAUCAUUCUGGAGAUGGAGAAAGCCGAUGGGAACGGUCCUUCUGAGGAGAAGAAGUGUGCAGUGAUGUAAAAGGGUCUAACCAGGACAGCAGUAAGCUCAUUUGACCAAGACAGAAGACACAACAUCACCAGCCAUGACCUUACCAAUCAUGACCUUUCCAGCAACAAUAGACUGCAAAUGCAGUUUGCUCCUUGAAUGGAAUUCAGUAUUGAUUUACAAAGGUAGCCAGUUGCUUUGACGGCUGCUUUAAAAGCCCACAUAACCAGAUAUUUAGCAUCACUGUUGGCCUUUACCCAAAUAUAUGUAUGGAUGACAUAAACCAGACAGGAGAUUGCCAAAUGCACAAGCCCACAUUUAUUCAAGUGAGAUGGAUCCAAGAUAUUUUUUAUCUCUUGAUAACAAUCAACUAGCCAUGUAUCGGAAGUUGGAGCAGUGGCUAAUGUAGCUGUUAUCUAACUUUGCAUAAGCACAGAAAGGGCUGUAAAAGCCUUGAUUCCUACACAACAUGCCUGGGUUUUUUUUUUUUUACAAGGUCGUCUGUAUAUUUUCGCCAAUCCACUGGCCUUGAAGGGGAGAGACACAGUUCACACUGCUGUAUCUGUGGCAUUGGAACAUCACUAUCAUUCACAACUGGUCAAUGGAUGGGUCCUAGUAUGUGCUUGAACACAUUCUCUCAGUUUUUCACACAAGCUGUGUAGUGGAAUGUGCUCUAGCAUGGAUCAUUAUUUACAUUCUGUCAUUAUAAUUUUACGCAAAUCAUCUGUUGGUACUCAAGACCAGAACUUGUAUCAUGUCUUCAGGAAAAAAAAACAUAAUUAUUUUCUGAUACAUGUUGAUGUUUUUUUCAAGCUGUUCUGGUUGGCAGGAUUGGUCCAUGCUUUCUUCCCCUCAGAUUUAUCUGUCAUGUGACUGACUGUAGUAAUUGAGAUGUAAUUAUUCAGAAAACAGCCCUCUGAAGGAAAUUUAGAUUAGAGAAGAAUGGAAGAGAUCAGUUAUAUUUACAAGUUGUGGCCUUUUAAUCCCAGAGAACUAGGAUCGUAGACACAGGUUUGAUAGUGUUGUUUGUUAUAUUUUGAAAUUAUACAAAUUUGUUCAAUAUAUUGAAUUGAAUAUCUGCAAGUACACUACAUAGAAUAUGGAGUUGUAGUUUUUGCAUUCAUGUAAAUUCCUUAAAAUGGUGGACUGUAUAGCAGGUCAUGGGGGAUACAGGGUCUGCAGGGUUACUUUUGACAAACUGGAGAUCAUCAGGCAUAUGAAAUCCACCAGUUUUGCUUGACCUGCUUAGCCUUACCUACAAAUAAAUUAUAAUGAGCCUAUGCUUUUUAUAGAAAUGUACUCUCAUAUUGAACCAGUCCAUCCAAAAGAACAUUGUUACUACUACUUUCUUUUGGCGGGGGGUGGUUUAGUCAGUGAGUUGGUAAUUAAUGACGAAGAUAAGUUGGUGAUGCUGUGUCUUGUGCCUUACCCUUCUUCAAUCCCCCUUCCUCCACCUGCAUCCCAACAAGACUCAAGGUGCUCUUUAGGUUUUUUUUCUCCCUUCUCUGUUGACUUGGCCUCAUGGUGAGAACAGGUGGUGGUGUGAACCUGGACACCGAUAUCCCCAUGUCGGUCAUGUUAAUUCAGAAAUCUUGCUGUAAACAGUUUUGUAUAUAUAAAUAAAUCCUUUACUCCUUUAA
Messenger RNA from Osmerus eperlanus (European smelt), 2513 nucleotides. It is a transcript of the gene rhebl1, whose product is annotated as Ras homolog, mTORC1 binding like 1. The transcript is spliced from 8 exons. Gene Ontology annotation, molecular function: GTP binding; GDP binding; GTPase activity. Gene Ontology annotation, biological process: small GTPase-mediated signal transduction. The coding region runs from base 352 to 906 and encodes 184 amino acids. Gene Ontology annotation, cellular component: plasma membrane. The record is from RefSeq and is a predicted model, not a curated record. NCBI's taxonomy places the organism in Eukaryota, Metazoa, Chordata, Actinopteri, Osmeriformes, Osmeridae.